Molecule: messenger RNA, 5577 nt
Organism: Gorilla gorilla gorilla (western lowland gorilla)
Lineage: Eukaryota; Metazoa; Chordata; Mammalia; Primates; Hominidae
Gene: GPRASP3
Product: G protein-coupled receptor associated sorting protein family member 3
Exons: 3
Coding region: 2113-3756 (547 amino acids)
Cellular component (GO): cytosol; nucleus
Source: RefSeq, a predicted model, not a curated record
UAUCCUAAAGUGAUUCAUCAAAAAGUAGUGUGACAUGCAAUUGAAACUCCUGUUUCUCUUAGUAUGACUAGUAUCUCCUAAGUCACAUAUAUUGGUGUGUCAGAUUGAGGCAUCCACAAAGGGAAUACAAAUGACCAGGAAAAUGAUCAUAUUUUUCUGCCUCUUUGUGCUCUAUAUUUUAAAAUGUAGGUAUUGGUACUUUUAGGAGUUGCUUCACAAUCUCUGUCUUCCUCUCUUGCUCCUUCCAACACUGAAAAACCAUACAGAAAGCAGCUGUGGGUGGCAUACUCUGGGCUAAGUCCUGGGGUUACAGGCAGCAAAGACACACCUAUGAAUUAGCAUUGAUCUGCAAACCACAGAGGGUACCAUGGAAUUGUCAUGACUCAGUAGCCCCUCACCUCCUUCAACCCUUGACUGACUAUACCGUCUACAAUGUGCUGAGAAUACAGUGGUGAACAAUACCAAAAGGGUACUUUCAUUCAGGAAACUUCCAGUCUAACAAGUCAAACUCCCCAUCGCUUGGAAGGGAGAGUAAAAUAUAUAUAUAUAUAUAUUCAGAAGAAAAAAGCACAUGCAUGCAUUAGGCAGGGUGCAAGGCUGGGAGAAAAGGAGGAGUUGAGGAGCGCAGCUGGGAUCUGGGAUCUGCCUUGAGGAAGUGCGCGAAUAGUGGUCCCCUCUCCUCACAGAACAGUGGAGAGGCGCCGAGACCAUCCCUACCUGGUGCCAUCAAAGAGAGAGGACUGUUAUGACCUCCUGCGAGUCCUGACAGGGAAAGGCCCUCUUUUGGGGGCAACUGUGGGGACGGCGCAAUGCCAACGUGAGCCACCAUUUGAAAUGAGAAAAAGCGGCGUGGCAGAAAGAAAUGAGUCUGGUACAGACCAGUGGUUGGUUUCCUAGGGUUAGAGGUCUAGGUCUACCUUCUGUUAGAAGAGGGGCAGUGGUGAGGCCUUGAUGGGAGCCCCCUGCCCCAGAAUUCACUUAAGAGCAGGUGUACCUUCCUCCCCUGCGUGGCUCCAUGAAGCUGGGAAAGAAACGCACAAGAGGACCACCCUAGAGGCCCAAGCUUGUUUGGCCUGAAAUCGCCUCACCCCUCCCAGACUGCAGUGCUGACACCCCCUCUCCCAUUAACUUCCAGGAAGGGGAGUGAGAGGGCUGGGGAGAGGGAGGGGGCAGACACCCAGCAGUCCCUGGUUGGGGAGUUGGGGCGGGGGUGCAGACACACCAAGGGGCGGUUUGGUAUCCAUCCGCUGCUCCCUCCAGCGCGGCUCUUCCUAACCUCCUGAUCCUGUCCCCUGCCCGGGUCCCCAGCCGCCCGCCCGUCCCUAUAUUAUAGCAACGCCAGAAAUGUGGUGGUGGUGGUCGCCAAGUUAGGGUCCGCGGGGUCCUCCUGAGGCAGCCUGGUGCCAACCCGCAGGCCCAGGCUGGGGCUUGUCAUGGCCCCGCCCACCUCUGGGUCGGAACUAAGGUGGGCCUGAGAGGGGGCGUCGAGCACUUUCGCGCCGUAUCCCUCCGCCCCCCUUCCCGACACCCUCGCGGAGAGAGCGGUUCUUGCAGCAUCCUGCGCAGCCCCUGCCUAGUUUGGUGCAGAGGCGUGGGGGGCGGGACGCGUCUUUGCCAUUCGGAUAGCGGGGAAAGCGGUGAGAAUCCAACUGAGGAGCCGCCAGAGGAGAGCUGAGGAGAGGAGGGGGAGGUCGACGACCUGGGCCCUGGGCCUCUGAAGGUCUGUUUCUUUCUAGGUUCCUGUAGAGAUCUGUAUGUAGCUGUUCACUUGGAAGUUAAUUAAGAAAGAACAAAAACUAUUCAUUUGGAUUCAAGGUCCAUCUCCACUGGUGGCUGUGGUGGCUUUGGAUUGUUGGAAGACCAUCACCUUCAGCAGGUCUGCACUUGGGAACAAUCAUUCUCCCCCAGCCCGAGCGUGCCUCUGCCCUCUGUAUCAUUGACAGAGGCUGUAUGUUUGGAAAGAGAACUUUGUGACUGCAGAACUGACAGUUGACUCUAAUUCUUGCUACCAAGUUUUUCCCCGACCCAGUGAAAGAGUGUUAAGACUUCGACCUAGGACACAUUGAGAACCAAGGCCAAGACUGGACAGGGCCAUAUAACUGGGCUUCAACCAUGGCUGGGACUAAGAAUAAGACAAGAGCCCAGGCCAAAACUGAAAAAAAGGCUGCUAUACAAGCUAAAGCUGGAGCAGAGAGGGAGGCUACUGUUGUUGUUAGGCCUGUAGCCAAGACCAGGGGCAAAGCAAAAGCCAAGACAGGGUCUAAGACAGAUGCAGUAGCAGAGAUGAAGGCAGUGUCUAAGAACAAGGUUGUUGCUGAGACGAAGGAAGGAGCUCUGUCAGAGCCUAAGACUCUGGGCAAAGCCAUGGGAGAUUUCAGUCCCAAGGCUGGGAAUGAGUCCACCAGCUCCACAUGUAAAAAUGAGGCUGGUACUGAUGCCUGGUUCUGGGCUGGGGAAGAGGCCACUAUCAAUUCCUGGUUCUGGAAUGGAGAAGAGGCUGGUAAUAGUUUCAGCACUAAGAAUGAUAAACCUGAAAUUGGUGCCCAGGUCUGUGCUGAGGAGUUGGAGCCUGCGGCUGGGGCCGAUUGCAAACCUAGGUCAGGGGCUGAGGAGGAGGAGGAAGAGAAUGUUAUUGGGAACUGGUUUUGGGAAGGAGAUGAUACUAGUUUUGACCCUAAUCCUAAACCUGUGAGCAGGAUAGUUAAGCCUCAGCCUGUGUAUGAAAUUAAUGAAAAAAAUAGGCCCAAGGACUGGUCUGAGGUAACUAUCUGGCCCAAUGCCCCUGCUGUAACUCCAGCCGUGUUAGGAUUUAGAUCCCAGGCACCAUCUGAGGCAAGCCCUCCUUCAUAUAUUGUUCUGGCCUCCGCUGAAGAAAAUGCCUGUUCUUUGCCUGUGGCAACAGCUUGCCGCCCUUCUAGGAACACUCGCUCAUGCUCACAGCCUAUCCCUGAGUGUCGUUUUGAUUCUGACCCCUGCAUCCAGACCAUAGAUGAGAUUAGACGUCAAAUCAGGAUCAGGGAGGUAAAUGGGAUUAAGCCAUUUGCUUGUCCUUGCAAAAUGGAAUGCUAUAUGGAUUCUGAGGAAUUUGAAAAACUUGUUAGCUUACUUAAGUCAACUACUGAUCCUCUUAUUCAUAAAAUAGCACGGAUUGCAAUGGGUGUCCAUAAUGUUCACCCAUUUGCCCAAGAGUUUAUUAACGAAGUAGGUGUAGUGACACUUAUUGAAAGCUUGCUCAGUUUUCCUUCCCCUGAAAUGAGAAAAAAGACUGUAAUUACUCUGAAUCCUCCUUCUGGGGAUGAAAGACAACGCAAAAUUGAAUUACAUGUUAAGCAUAUGUGUAAAGAAACCAUGUCAUUUCCUUUGAACUCACCGGGACAGCAAUCUGGAUUAAAGAUACUAGGACAACUGACUACUGAUUUUGUCCAUCACUACAUUGUUGCCAAUUACUUUUCAGAGCUUUUCCAUUUGCUGUCCUCAGGAAAUUGCAAAACCAGAAAUCUUGUUUUGAAACUACUUUUAAAUAUGUCUGAAAAUCCAACUGCAGCCAGAGACAUGAUCAAUAUGAAGGCAUUGGCAGCAUUAAAACUCAUCUUUAACCAGAAAGAGGCAAAAGCCAAUCUUGUUAGUGGUGUGGCCAUAUUUAUUAACAUAAAGGAGCAUAUCAGAAAAGGCUCAAUUGUAGUUGUUGAUCACUUGAGUUAUAAUACACUCAUGGCCAUUUUCAGGGAAGUUAAAGAGAUUAUUGAAACAAUGUAAAAUGAGCCAGAGAUAGAACAUUUUAAGCCAUCUUCAAACUCUAGCAGGCUGUACAUUACAGUGUACACAUUAUACACUGCAUCUUUAACACAAAGUCACCUGUGACAGGCUCUAGGUUUGAGCUAGACUAUUUUGGGGGUAUCAAAUGAAUAUUAUACCUUGGGCUGAAAAUGUUUGAUUUUUAUCUGGUCUAGAUUGGUAUAUUUUUAACAUUUUACUUAAGAUAGCAAACCAGUUCGUUUUAAGUAAGCUAACUUGUUCAUUAGUAUCUGCUUAGAUACAUCUGUGGCUUAAAAUGGCAAAAAAGAAAAUAUCCUUGAGUUUGUAAUCUAGUUACAGAAGUAAGGCAUACACACACACAAAGAUAACAGUACCUAGAGAGAGAGUGUGUGUGAGUGUGCGUGUCUCUGUGUGUGCACGUGCAUGCUCAUGGCCAAAUGUGCGCACUCUACAUAAAGGAGGCAGGAGUUCCUAUAGGCUAUUUAAUGUAAGAGAAACUACUAUUUUUCUCCUGUUCCAGCUGUAUCAGAUACUUGUUCCGCAACACAGAAAUGACUCAGAAUCUCAGACAAAAUGUAUUAUUUGUUCAAUUUUAAUUUUGCUACUACAUUCAUAACUCUUAAAUUGUUAGGCUGUUUCGUUUACAUCAAAGUUAUCUCACAAAAGAGAAGGCAGGAAACGUUUUGUGAGUGCCUAUUCUAUGUCAAACACUGUGUUGGCACCAUAUUUUACAAGUUUUUUUCGUCUUCUCACAGUGAUCUUGUGAGUUAGUUACUUAUAUUUUUAUUAGAACUCAUUAUUCUGGGUACCCUCCAAUGAGAAUUAGAGAGGUUAAAUACCUUUUCCUAGAUUCCCACAGCAGGAAGGUGGCAUAGCUGUUUUGUCUGACACCAGAACCCAUCUCACCACACUGCUUUACAGUCUUCCUGAAGGACAUUUUGAGGUGGGGGGGGCCUUCAAAGCUCAAGAGACUGGUUUGAAUGGUUUAAUUUUGCAAUGGAUCAUGUCCAUGCCAGGUGUUACAAUUCUUAACUUCCUCCAAAUUCAUGUGUCCAUUAGACAUUUGGCUACAUCUGGCUGGAGGUCAGGAGAAAAUUCUGAGGUAAAUAGAUGGAUUUUAUCUGGCAGUGUCGAAAAUAGUAGGAGCCCAAAACUUUGUUCAAUGAGUAGGAUGUAGAUUUGGAGUCAUCAGCAGGGGAAACUUGUUAGAUGUCCUUUGUAUCUUUUUCUAUCCAUUUGUGUUUUUUCUUUCCCAAAGAGCUGAAAUCAUUUUAUACCCUGAAUUUAAAAGGUAAUUGCUUUUUUCCUGCUUGCGAAAUCAUACCUUAAUUUUUUUUUUUUUUUUUACAAUUUAUGAUUUAUUCUCCUGUGUGUCAUAUGGAAGGCCAAGGGGCUUUAUCUUUUACUAGUAGGCAAGCCUGGGCAUUUCUGCAUUUGUGCCAGCUAACACACAAAAUAGACUUAAUUAGAGAAAUUUAGACCCAGAAUUGCAGCUUCAACAACACAAAACAGGAAAGCUAGAAGAGGUUGCUGUGUCAACCUACAAGAUAGUGAUUCUUGGGAGUUGGUAUGGACCAGAAAGCAUUCCCAGGACAUUUAGGCUAUGGCUGAGUUCUCUAAGACUCAGGGUGGGAAUUAUAAUCCCUGGUCUAAGCUGAUAUGAAAGUUUCUAUCUGUGAAAAUACGGAGUUACAUGCUUUGAGAUUUUCUGCCAGUUAAGAAACUAAAACAAGAUCAUACUGUAAAUGUUUGUAACUUGCUUCCCCCCACUUGUAUACUGUAAACAUCUUUGCAUGUCAAUAAAUAUGCCUCUACAACAUA